This is a messenger RNA of Amoebophrya sp. A120, 16676 nucleotides long. NCBI's taxonomy places the organism in Eukaryota, Dinophyceae, Syndiniales, Amoebophryaceae. The record is from the annotation of a GenBank genome assembly.
AUCCUCGUCCGGCGGCGCAGCGAAUAGGAGUGUAGUUAGAACGGACUCGUCGUCGACCUGUGGUUUGUCGCAGGACAUGCCCAACUCGAACUCCUCCACACAGCAGCAAGCCCGCGACCGUGAAGUCCAGCAGGAGCCCUUCUACUGGAGUAAGAGCAGCCGUGUUGUAGACCACAGCUGCGGGGGCACGACGCAACAAGGUGGCAGAGGACUAGAGAACAUCUCAAGAAUACAAAAAUCCGAUGGAGAAGAUGCGUGCGCAGCUGGGAAUGUCGCAACCUCGACGUCUGCAUUCAUCCAGCAGGCGGCUCCGAAGAAUUGUGCCAUCAGUGGGGAGACAAGUACGUCGUCGACGACCACCAUCACAUCUUCGCGGAGCACGGCUGCCUCGUCGUCAUCCACGACUACCCUCUCGGGCACGCAGAGAGCAACGACGAAUACGUGCAGGAACCCGCCGCCCCCGGGUGACGUCAGUCUCUUGCAGCCCGCUUCCACUCUCGACCCACGAGGACCUGCCGCAGCGCGGGCACGAGCAAAAGGGGUCGUGACUACACGAAGUGAAGAUGCCACGACACAACAGAGCCAAGUCCGGCCUGCUCUAUCAGCGUCGACACAAGAACCCUGCAGCUCUGGAAAUGCACGAGCGACAGUUGCGCCCACGUCGUCUUCUCCUCCGAAACCAGGGAAUUAUGCCGCUGGUCCCUCACUGGCGCGGGCGCCCACACCCAACGGAUCCUCCACGAAUACGAGCAAAAAUCUUCCUCGGGGCAAAAGCAAUGGCAUGAGCCUGCACCUGCUGAGCACCGGGCAGCACCCGCGGCAGGCCGACUUCCAGGCAAUGGGGUUAUGAGACUGCGCAACUCCUCCUCCCCCUCAUUUGUAUUGCAUGAACAGCAAUAGAAGGGCCUGCAAGAGUGCAGCUCUUGCAUGACAAAUUUUCACAGGAUUGUUAGUGGUUUUUGGGCUGCCAGAGUCAUCUGUGAUGCUACCACUCCCAAGGCGCACAGAGUGGAUUUGGUAUUUUGCAUCACAAAUGAGAGGGAGGGGGAGUUUUGCACUGUUAUAAAGGUACGUGAUGAAGCAGAUGAAGGGCCAGGCCGAAAAGCAGGCCGCCGCACAGGCGGACAGGCAGCGGGUGCAAAUGUUGCAUUUCUUGAAACCGAGGGGGCAGGACCUCCAGCCGAAUUCGCAAAUAGACGAGGCGGAGGUCCACGUCGAUGUUGACCAGCAAAGCGACAGCAUUUCUUCGACACGAGAAGGCGGAGUAAAACCGAGCAGCUGCACCACAGCAACGGGAAAGGGUGUGCAGCAUGGGAAGAACGCAGACAAUAAUCGUAAUUCCUCAAGUUGUCGUGCUCACUCUGGGUCUGGCUCUGCAUCUGCUUCACGUUCAUCACCAACUUCGAAAACAAGCACCAGCGCUUCCCCCGCGACAAGGUCCUCCCUUCGCGAGUACACUGUCAGGACGCUGUUGGGCGAAUCGCCCCGGACAGCACGGCUAGCUGCACCGACUGAUCCCCAACCGCACCCCACGAGCUGCGAAAGAGAGAUUGCAAUAGGGGCGCCGAGAAACCAGAUCCGGUCCUUCUUCGACACGUAUCAUGUUGGCAAGCACCCCGUGCGCAGCUACAGUGCCUUCAUGCCCCUUGAGUUGUUGCACUACCGGAAGCACCACGCUGACUGGAACACGUUUUCCUUAUGCAUUGCAAAAGUAUCGUACUAGUAUAAAUUGCAUCACAAAUUUUGGCAAGAAGAAAAGUGGAAUUUGUAAAUGCUGUUUUACCUUAGGAAGGAGAUUUGUCAUGCAUAUUUGCAAUUAGUACGACUACGAUGCUUAUUUUUGCACAGGAUAUUCCUACCGGAUCAGCAAGUUGGUCCACAUCUUUGUACAGAAAAUGAGCGGAAGGGAGAGGUGGUAUUGUUUUGGAGGUCUGGAAUUUUCUUCAUUGGUCUCAGGAUGUUUGAAGUCUCUACAUACGGCAGAAGAUGUGUAAUACAGACGGAUGCGUUUGUAGUUCCCAUCGCUUUGCAAUCUCUUUGUUUGCACGUUUAUGAAUCAGGCAUGAAAAAAGGCAGUAUGAUGUAAGUUGUGUGCUAUAAUACCAGGCGUAUGAUUCGUCCCGGCGAGUCCUUCUACGCCCUGGACGGCAUGACGGCAGCGGAGCGCUUGGUAUUCGCUUCGUAUUACCUCUGCCCCCCAAACGCGGUCUUUUGGCACGAAGCCUUCGCGUUGUUCAAAUCCGCCGGGUUUCCGAAGGAGAAGGGCAUGAUCCAGAAAGUGUUUGAGUUUUUGCCUCACUUGCCCCCCUCCCUCCCGGAUUCGCCGCGUAAGCCUGGUUCUGCAGAGGAGGCAGCAGCAUCAAGCGGAAGUGGAGCACAACCUGCAGCGGGCGGAAAAAGUUCGUCGGUGUCGCAGGACGAUAUGAAUAACACACGUUGUGGUCGUGCGAGUGAGAACGCGUGCACGAGUUCGAAUCCUUUGAAUAAUACAACAAACGCUGCACCUGCAGGAGCCGAUGCCGACCUCCAGAAAAAAGUAGAUGAGAAACAAGAGAACUACGAGAGGAAGAAGGAUCAAGAAACACGAACUACAUCUACAGGAAAACAGCCACACCAAGGUAAUUCUCGCGACACUUUUCGCUUCCCUUGUCCGCCGGAUCACGAUUUGCGCACGAACCUCUUCCUGCUGUACCGCCGGACGUGUUGGGAGCAGCACUUUCGCCUGGGUCUCUGGAACUUCGAUCGCAUGAGAAGGCGGCUGAAGAGCCGUGGAGAUGAUAAAAACAGUAGUUCCACCGCAACACUGCAACGAGAUCCGAUAGAUGUAGAAAAGGAAAAUCAAAAUCUUCACCAAGCAGGAGCGGAAAAUAAGGAAAGUCCACCUGGGAGCUCCUCAAAGGAAAACUUGGACCCGAAUAAAUUGUUGGUCGGGAGCUCCUCUUCAUCUGCAAGUCCAACCACUGGGAAGAAGAAGAAGAAGACUGAUCCCGACGCGGCAGAACGGAUAAAAACCGCUUCAAUGAAUAAUUGCAACGCCCUGGUGGCCCAGCCCUCUGCGAGCUUACGCCCGGCAAACGGCGCGAGUACUAAAGCAACUUCAGCGAAGAAUGCUUCGAAAAAAGCAGCUGCAAAAGCAAAAACGGCGAGUAAGAACGCCAAUAAAAAAAGUGCGAGUGCUUCUACUACCAAGAAGGACAGUCCCGAAGCGAAGCAAGCAGAUGAAAAGACAAAGAGUUUUUUGUUCUCAGAGAACAAUGCGGCCGCCACAAAAACAAAUGCGGCAGGUGGAGCUGCCGCGGCUCCUGUGAAGAACCACGAGCAACAAAAGGCACGAGACUUCUGCCGGAAGACAUCCUCUUCAAGCAAACACCUUUCUACGGAAGAUGAACACGACCAUCAGAGUUCUUGCCAGAACGUUCUUCACGCCAGCACUUCCACUUCCAACGCGACGUCUUCGCCGCACGAGUUGUAUGAUCCGCUUUUCACGACGAUAGCGUUUACGGAUCCGCGAAAUUAUCGAAAGACCUGGAUCAGCACUGGUGAGUUCGAAAUGACGUACUUCAUGACGCAAGUCUUGCUCCGGGUCCGGUCCAUGAUCAUUGAGGAGGAAGAGAUGGGGCCCCGGUGGGAGUUUCUCCUGGAAAAGCCCUUCCUUUCCCGCAUGCUGGAGCACGUGAUCGCGUAUUUCGACCGCACGAGACCCAUUUUGUUCAAGGACGCCGACCAGUCGGCGCUGCAGGGAGGAAAGCUGUUGCUGGUCGAAAGAGAUCCUUUUGAGGAAGAGAUAGACAGAGUUUUUGCACUAGAGCAGAAAAAUAAUAAUCUACAACCCGAUGCAGGUGGUCCUGCAGCGCCACCAGCGAAUUCAAGUUGUAAGGGAACAACUUCGCUACAUUCCGAGAAUUCAUCUAGGUGCACACAGAAGAACAAAAGUACCGAAUUGCUGCUGGCGCCUGAACGUGGAGUAGACGACGAGGACGAUGAGGAUGAUGAAGCCGAUUUGUACAAAGAUCGCAAAGAUGGGAACCGCUUUCGCUUUCCCGAUCCGGAAGAAUUUUCGGACGCUACGGUCUGGGAUUUUCUCCAGUACAACUACUACCGCGCGCACCAGUUGACGCUGAAAAGCAUCUUCGAGCUGAACAAAAUCGGCAAGCAAUACGCGAGCAAGUUCGAGAGCCAUUUUUGUCCCAGGUACUCCGUGUUUUCCAUCGACCCCGUGCCGGAGGUGGGCGAACCCGAACAUUAUUUGGAGAGGGACCUGGAGCUGAUGGUGUUGAACAGUCGUCGGAAGGAUGGCCGUGCUCCGCGUGAUCAUGUCAGUGGUUCGACGACGUCCAACUCGGAAAGGACCGCAACGAAAAAAGCCAAAACGAUGAACGAACAGAAAAAUGAAGCAGAAAAUCAAUCUGAGGCAAAGAGUGAAGUAGAUUCUAAAAGUAGGAACAAGGUGGACAAGGACAAUAGUUUUUACAAAAAUAUCAACAAGUUCAACCACGCGGCCACGCACCUCGACAUCCCGCGGGAAUACCCACGUGGAAAGUCGUUUGUCGCUAUCGAAGAAGUCGUGCUCGGCCACGACGGAAGCUUUGUGGAGCGAAGCUACCUGAACAACAGCGGGCUCGAGCAGGCGCCGGACAUUGACAAGUUGCUCGUGCGCAGCAUGCCCGAGGAUCUCAAGGGAACAAGGAAAGAAGUAGAGACCAGUAGAGCGGAAAACAAGAAAGAAGCCGAAGGACCACGAGAAAUUCAACAAGUGAUCUGGUAACCAAAUGCGUGCGCGCGCGCGCGCAGAGCGCGCGCCGGCCCACGAAGCCGGCGCGCGCGCUCUGCGCGCUUGCGAUAUUGCGUAGCAAACGCAGCGCGAAGGCAGUUGCCGUUACCAUAUAGGGCAACCGCCGGGAGGCGUGAAGGUCAGGGAAAUGGCCAGAAAUGAAGUGGGAGAAGGGAAAAAAAGCGGACCAGAUGGGAAAAUGGCCAGGAGGGCAAAAAUGUCGCAAAAACGGCAGAAACCAAGCGGGAGAAGGUGAAAAAAGAGCAUUUUUGCGGUUUGGCCCACUUGAUAUCUGAAAAAUAGACGGACUGUUUUUUGCUCCGCCCGCUGGGCAGCUGCGUUGGAGAAGCAGGCCCGCGACCUGUCCGGAAGCCUUGGGCCGCUUCGUAACUGGAAAAAGUUGGAAAAAAAUGGCAAAAAUUUGCUUCAUACCGUGGGCGGAAGCAAUCGUCGGAUUUUGUCCAGAUCCCCCGGGCCACUUGGAAAAUGGGAAAAGAAGAAAAAUCUUGCAAAAGCGCAAUCCCCCCGCAGGCUUCAAAACUGCCAGUCAGGUGGGGGCGGUGAAAAUGUGCAGGUCGCCCGGGCCACUUGGAAAAUGAAAAAAGAUGAGAAAUCGCGCAAAAGCGCAAUCCUUCCGCAGGCUUCAAAACUGCCAGUCAGAUGCGGGCGGUAAAAAUGUGCAGGUCGCUGGGGCCACUUGGAAAAUGAAAAAAGAUGAAAAAUGGCGCAAAAGCGCAAUCCCUCCGCAGGCUUCAAAACUGCCAGGGAGAUGCGGGCGGUAAAAAUGUCCAGGUCGCCCGGGCCACUUGGAAACCAGAAAAAGAGAAAAAAAUGCGCAAAAGCGCAAUCCCUCCGCAGGCUCCGAAACUGCCAGGCAGCUGCGGUCGGUGAAAAUGUCCGGAGCCCUUCGGCCACCUAAGAACCACAAAAAAGAGCGAAAAUUGAAAAAAACCGAGAACCCUCGGCAGGCUUACAAACUGGCCGCCAAGGGCGGUCCGGCGGGCGCGUGGUCGCGCCAUACCAUCGGGAUUGUGAAAAAAAAAACGCAUUAGAAGCGGGCGGAGGGAUGUCACAAAAUCCCUAUUUGCCCUGGUUUGUGGGCACAAAUCCUGCACCUCCGCCGCGUCUGAAAUGCCCGAUUUUGGUGGCCCGGAAGGGUCCGCGGAGAUUCGGCUUUCCGCAUACCUUCUUGGCCAGGAGGCCAGUUUGUCAUGCAGGGGGCUAGAAAGGAUGCCCCGCUGCGAAAUAGCAGACCGGAUUUCGCCUUCAAUGCUUAUCGCAGGAGCCUGCGGGCCGCCGCGGGCGACAGUAGUUGUCCGCGGCCCUUUAGGGCCGCGGGGAAGUGGUGGAGCCCGCGGCGGCCCGCAGGCUCCUGCGAUAAGCUUUGAAUGCGAAUCCGGAAGCCCCCGAUGACCCAGAUACCUUCCUGGCCAGGGGGCCAGUUUCUCAUGCAGGGGGCUUGAAGAAGAAGGAGUGGGACUGUAAUCAAAAAUAAAUAGCGCCAAAGCGCGGCCCGCAGGGCCGCGCUUUGGCCGCGCGGCUGGUUAGGCUUUCGCGCUGGUUAGAAUUUCGCGCACGCAUUUGGUUACCAAUAUCGCCCUCCGGGCGCGACCUUCAUAGCAGGAGGUAGCACGACAGGUCCUGGUAAAGUAGCACGCGAAAAAAGAAGGUCGAAUAAGACGCCCGCGGAAAUGAAUUCUUCCGUCAAUUGUAACAGAGCCAUCACUCAAGAAGGAAAGAAAACCGAUUCUUCAAGAACAUCCAGCGUGCGAGACAACAGAGAUGCAACUGGUCGCGCGAGGACCGCAAAAGCCUCCUCUUCGAGUUCGGCGGUUCUCUCAUCUCUCGACGAGGAACAUCAAACAGUGUGCCCUGCUGCUGAAGAAGCUGCUGGAGAAGGACAACAUUCGAAGGUUUACUUGAUACUGGAGCACCACAACAGUAAGUUCAAGUCUUUCGAUAUCCUGAGCAAAAACGUCCCCACACCAGAGUCAAGAUGAGGACUUUGCAACACAAACCUAAGAGCCUUGGACGUCACGCAUGACAAGUUGCAUUCCAUAGUGUAGUACAGGUUAGCAAGUGCAGCCGCAUCACAGAUCCAUAUGCUUAUCCUGUUCACAGCAUCACAAAUUCCAAAACACGAUUGGAAAUGGCUACCAUGGGUAUGCGCAUCACAAAUGUCCUCGUCAACGCAAAUCUGCAUGACAACUCCGGUGUGGGGACGUUUUUCCAUAUGAUAUUCGAAAAAGAGGACCGCAGCUACGACAGUGAGGGCUUCUUUCGGAACACCGGGUUCUCGCCCCUGGACCACCCGUUGCUUGUCCGGGCCUGCGAAACCCCCCAAAAACUUGGCAAGUGCCCGAUCAACCGGCUGGAGCGGUAUUUGAUACACGGAAACCACGUGGAGCAGUUUUUUCCCACCGGCCUAGACUGCGUCUUCAAUUCGGAGCUCGACGGGCUCAUGGAGGAGUAUUUCGCGAGGCUCAAAACCGAAUUGGAACAUCAAUUGGUAAGCUACCAACCUGCCCCGUCUUCGCUACUAGCAAAGGCGGGGCAGGUUGUUGCGGACACGGGACGAGCAGUAGUUCCUGACGCCGGAGGAGAGGCAAAAAACGCAAAUGCCUCCUCCUGUGGGCGGGGUCCUCUCGUGGGCACUACGAGUAGUAGAACCCCUGCUGAAAAUAAAAUGUCGGGCACCACGACGCAAGAAUGUCAAAAUUCUAUCCCUGUUUGUUCAUCUGCAACGUCCCGUCCUACUCCUACCAGUACAACUGCCGCCUCUGCAAAAAGUGCAAUUAUGUCUAAUGUCGCUCCAGCAGGAGCACCAAAUCCAAAGCCGGCGAAUUGUACUACAUCGUCGACAACGAUCACUAGUACGACCAGGCGUUCCUGGGUCGACCCUUUAAUGUCCAUUUCCAUUUCGCUUUCCCACUCGCAGACUCUGAUGCAAAGCACUUUCGGCAUUGGCACGGGGCUCAGCGAAGACAAGGACCGGCGUAACCAUUACUCGCACAAGUUCGCCGACCUCAUGUUUCGCCCACGAAUGCCGGACCCAACCGCCCGGUUACGCCCGGACAUGGUCGAGUUUGCGAGAGAACACGUCAAACACUGCUGCGCAAUCGACUACGGGUCGACCGCGGGAAAGCCUGACGAUUGGUUGUCGGACACUGACUGCAAAGAAAUGACGGACACGCUGCUACUGCUGCUCCACAGCCGCUUUCAGAUUCCGAAGCACGAACAGCCCACCACGAUGUCCGUGCCCUUUCCGGCGACGUUCUCUGUUGCACCGCCCGCCAGCCACGUUGCUGCAACACGAAAAGAUAGUACUUCGGGGUCCUCUGGUGUGGUGGUCGCAAAGCCAAAUAAAGCUCCGCCGGCUCCUGUGUCUGCGCAGGGUAAGAACAAUGGUCAGAUUGUUGCGCCGUCGGCGGGACGGAAUGGCUCUGGCGAGGAGAACAUCAAAUCUUUUUCUGCCGCGCCAGCUGCUCAUUCAGGACCGACAAUGUCAAGAACAAGUGCUGUGUCGUCUUGUGAUGACCUCCGAAUCGGCACACACGUCCAGAAAGGACAGGAAACCUCGCUAUCCUCAGGAAAAUCUUCAGGAAGAACACCGACAUUAGCAUCACCCCAGCAGGGCGGUGCGCAGGGUGUGCACACCACAGUGCCAGCAGUUGCAAAAAACCAAGAAACAGUUUCUGCGGCCAGUACUUCUAAUACAAGCAGCGCUCCUGUCGGAAAUGGAUUAGCUGCACCAUCCUCGGCGGCACCCGGAGUUGUAGUAAUCACGCCAGCACAUCUAGCACCAGCAAAAAAAGUUUCGGAAAACGAAACUUCUGUGCCGUCGCAGCAACCUCCGCCGCCACAGCAGGCGCAAAUAACUGGCGGGUUUUUAGGGGCCAUGCGGUCUCUGUUCUCGGCGAUCAUACCAGGCUCAAACUCGAGUUCCCCUUCUGACAAAACGAAAAAGAGUUCUGACAAGACGCCUGGUGCCGCACAGGAAAUGUUUGGUGUCACAUCGAAAGCACCCCCGAGUGGUGGUGCGCCAUCGUCGAGCUUGAGCAACCCCGAAACGACUGCAAUUAAUGGCGGGAAAACGAAAACAACCAACUUUUCGGCCCAUCCCCCUGCACCCCCAGAGCAGGCACGGAAAAAAUCAGAAACCACGACGCAGACGAGUGCCACCAGUUCUCUUACGGAUCCACUAGUGGCUGGAGCCGCAGUCGGGGAUGAUCUUCCUGAGUCUCAGCAGAUGUUUGCAGCUCUAGUCUUGGAAGAGGAGAAGAAAAAUCUUCAUCCCAGAAGACUAGGCCCGAAUCAUGACGAAGCAGCACCACAUGUUGCAGCAGCAGAUGUGACCUUUGCAAAAUCGCAAGACAAAAACUCUGCCCCGAACGGCCAGGAUUUUUCUUGUACUUCAAACCCAACGCGUCCCGUGCCGCAGAGCUCAUCUCGUGUAAAAGAACCCUCCGACAGGAGAUGCGUCACUUUUGACGAGACCACGCCUGAAAGGCAAGAACAACUUCCGCUACCCUCCUCGCGGCAACCGUCGAAGGUCAAACUGCGGCAAGGAACGCCCGGCAAGUGUCUGCUCGAGAGCUCCCCAGAGACGUCCCCCAGUCCGGCGGGAUGUGGGUCCUCCACCACUAGCAGCGUGGCCACGUCGCAAUCAAGUUCUUCCACCGCCAACGGCUACAACCGGUGCAAGAAGUCCCGGAAGCGCGUCCAAACAGAAGACAACCUCCACGAAGCCGGGGGCGGGCUGCACCGCGAUGGGAUUGCGGUUGCAUUGGAUUUUUCCGAGGCGGGCUCGUGCCGCACCUGCGGAGGGGGAGGCGAAGAUGCCAAAAAUGCGGAAAGUAGCUCACAGAAGACUCAGAGGCAGCCUUGCGAAAGUAACCCGACGAGGUACACCCUGUUUUAAAACGACAAUGCUCCUUAUUUAGAUAAAACCUGUAGAGAAUCAACAUACGCAACUGCGGUGUUGGCAUACAAUGAUCGAUGCACGGUAAGAACUAGAGCUAAUAUGUCCCCACCAGAGCAGGACGAUCUUCUUCCGUGGUUGGGCGUCUUUGAUGGAAGUACAACGAAUACAAAAUGCGCCUGCAUGCAUCGCAUGAACUACAUCAUGCCGAGCGAUUCAACUGACUUUAUUCAAGGUCUUCACAACUAUGCCCUGGCUGUGGUCGGUCGCCUGGUGCCACGGAAGCCGAUGCUUUUGGUACUACGACAUCGCGUUUUUCUGUACAGUCUUCUGUUUGCGUUGAACAACUACUGCGCAGACGUUUGCGCACACAGACGUACAACUGCUACCCGGCAGUGACAGUGAGUCUAUGCGUAAUGUUUCUGCCCCUACUUCGGUCACGAUCUGGCACUAGUCUGUCUACUUCCACCUCCUCUCGUCUAGUACUAGUAAAUCGCCGCGUGUCCUCCUCCUCCGCCCCUACCACAGGCUUGCAUGGAGAGACCGUCGGCCAUUUUCGGGCGCAUCUCUUCUCUGUGCGUGUCUUCCAUCGCCCGUGCCCUUCCUGGCGUGACGGGUGAGCCUAGGGCGCCCUGUCGUGGCGCACUCGCUACGAGGGCCUACUACCACCCGACGAACAACGACCAUGACGCCAGCAGCUCGGUGCCAGUUCGCGCCGUCAGAUGACCUGUCCAGCCACAGCCAGCCGCUGCAUGGGAGCGGUGCAGUCCUUCCUUGUUGCCCGAUAUGCCAUUCCCGGUGUCUUCGCAGGCUAUCGCCAUAGGCCUGUGUUUGAGGCUGCCGUACGCUCCUCCGGUGCGUUGUCUUGCUUCUCACCCUACUUGCCCUCCCCGGCGACUGUCUCUAGGAGAGCUGCGCGCACAGUCGUCUUGCAGGCCGGCCGGGGCCGGCAAUUCCAUGCCGGGUUUCGGAUUCGGCUUGGCUUUGGUUACUACCUUCCUUCCCAACCAUCCCGCCCGGGAUCUACACCGCACCCUCACGUGGGGACGGGGCCGGAGAUAAGGGAUAACGCCAGCCUCCCACAAUGACUCGUGGGCUCUCAAAUUUUGGAAGCCACAGAAGACUGAGCUGACCUCCCUCUGCGUGGUUUCUCAAAUUUGAAAAGAUGCUCCCUCGGCAUCUUUUGAAAUCCUGAAAACCACAGAACAGCCAGCUGCCCUCCUCGUCGGUCUGCGGCAUGUCAAAUUUGAAAAGAUGCUCCUUUCCUUCAGCAUCUUCUCGAAUCUUGGCAACCUCAGGACAGAAAACGGAUCGGCUCUUCUGCGGCUUCGAAGAUUGAAAAGAUGCUUCUUUAGCAUGGUGCCACGGAACCCGAUGCUUUUGGUACUACGACAUCGUAUUUUUCGUCUGUGUGCGUCUACGUCUAGUCUUUAGACUCUUUGAAGUUCGCUUUGCGUGUGCAUAUACAACACUGCUGGGAUUGCACUUUACAUAUAUGAUAAAUUUUUUUUUACCUGUUCCUGUUGUUGACCAAUUAGAAUGUCCUGUGGGGAUCGAUUUGUUUUCAUCACUAUGGUACGUGUCUCGGUCGUCGAGUCCGGGAAUGUCUGAAUUCUAUCAGGUGCGCGAAUAUGGGAGCCUCCUGAGCGGAGCGGCACACGCACCCGAGGACUAUGAAAUGCAAAAAUGUCUGGGUCUGGAAGGAUACAAGGUCUGUCAUGCACAUUUUGCAUGAGUUCUGAUGUCUGUGAUGCAUGCCCUAGCAUGACAGAUUCUGUGAGGGCUUUCUGAUGCCUAUACCGCAUGAGAAAUGCCCUCUCGCAAUGGAAAACACCGGACCUCUUUUGCUGUUCAUGCAAUACAGAUUUUUGUAGAAUCCAGCUGCAGCAUCACAAGUUCGCAUCCCUCCAGACCCAGACAUUUUUGCAUUUGAUAAGGACUGGAAUUCUGCAAGAAGGCGUUGGAAAAAGCGGCCGCUACCGAUAUGGAUUGUAAAAAUGUCUGGGUCUGGAAGGUUGCAACUUGUGAUGCUAUGUUUCGACUCUAAAAAGAUUUGUAUUGCAUGACCAGCAAGAGCCUAGUCCAGUUUUUGCUACGUGGGGAGGGCAUUUGUCAUGCGGAAUAGGCAUCAGGAGGCCUUCCAAAAAUCUGUGAUGCUAGGUCCCGCAUUCCAGACCUCAUGGGUCAUGGGAAACCUGCAUGACAAACAUGCACUUUUCCAGACCCAGACAUUUUUGCAUUUGAUAACCGACGGAACCGAGCAAAAGAACCCGAAGGCGGGGGUACAAGAACUACAACAACAUGUCGAACCAGCACUAGAAAAGGAUCAUUUGGAUUUACCAGAGACCCCGAUCAGCUUUUCAGCAAGUCCCAAACAUUUUUUCGUGCAGCAAGCGUCAGCAGAAGCAGACAAUACUCCGACGACGUCGACGUUGUUCGCGAAGCCGCCAUCCAAGUUUGCAGGCAGAAAGGAUUUCGCACUGAAAAGUUUUCUCCGGGCGCAGGAAACCACUUCCACGACCUUGCCGGGAGCCAGUGGCACGUUUUGCGGCGGCUCGACGCACGGAGUAGGUGUCGGACGGCCCGCAGUAGGGGCACAACAACCACAGGCAUCAGUGCCGCCGAGCAGCGGCUCAAGUGGGGCGUCGACGAAUAGCAGAAGUACGGCACCAGCUACAAUCCAGGCGAACCAAAACAGCAGUGCAGUCGCUGCUGCAGCUAGUACCAAUUGUUCCAAUCUCCACCAAGCUGCACAGCCACCUGCUGGCGCUACUUCCGCGAGCACGUCGAAACACAUGAGUAAGAAAAAAGCUGGAAAGCAGCAUGCCCGACUCAACGCACAAAAGAGAUUUUGCCCCUCGGCUGUGAACAGCGACGGCGCGGCGAGUGCAGUGAGUGCCACGGUGACCACCAAUUCGAAUACAGGAGCAUCGCCUUUAGCGGGAUCGGGCGUUGCUGGAUCUUCAUCCAGUGCUAGUGCUGCCAACUGGGGAUCUGGAGGAGGACCGACUCCUGUACCCGCGUCCAAAAUACAGCCGGGACUGGGCGAUCAGAUCCCGGCACGCGCACAAGACGCACCUCCGAUGCCACCGUCUGUACCGCAGCAACAGAAUACUGCCACGCCCAGAGGAGAGCAAAGCGGAAAUCAUGGUCUGGAGGUGCAACAAAAACAAAAUUGCCAAAACCUCAGCCAGGACCUAGGACAGGAGCGACAAGUUGUGCUAGACCACUGCCAGAACAACGCAGCAACCGCGGGGCAGCUGCAAGCAGUGGCCAAGAACAUGUCACCCUCGGCCUUUGCGAAUUUGAUACCCACCAAUCUUGCAUCCUGUGCAAAUCCCGCUGUUGCCUGUCCGGCAGAUGCAACUUCUACACCAGGAGGCACGAUGAAUACACCGCUGCAGCAGCCGCGAAAGGCCCCGACCGGAGGAGUGUUUCCGCCGCGGAGAACGGCGUUCGGCUUGGAAACGUUGCCGACAACGCUGACUUAUGAUCUGCAAAAGCAUCGUACUCGUAUAGAUGCAUUAGAAAUUUCCUCUGCAUCGGAAAUAAAAUUUGUAAUGCGGAUUUACCUUGACAAAGAAACUUGUAGUGCAUGAUUGCAAUUACUACGAGUACGAUACUUUUGCACAGCAUAUGACUGCAGAAGAGCGAGCGGCGGAAAUUUUGAAGGAGUACAAGAAAGUGACCACCUAUCAAAGAAAAAAAGUUCGUCACGAUCACUCAUGCGCAUUUUUGCAAUACAAAAUUGUUUGUCAUGCGUAAAAAUGCAUCACGGCCAAACUUCAUUAGGGAUUUCCCUAGUGUUUCUGCAAUACAAGGAAAGUUUGUGAUGCUGAGAAAAUUUGUAAUGCAAAACCUGUUUGUCACAGUCACUGUGACUGUGACAAACUUUUUUCUUUCCAUACCACCGACCCUGUCACCGGCGCCUGCACUGCGGACACGGGACUGGGACAAAGCUCCUACAUACCAAAGCAUACUCCUCAGGUAACGGUCGACAUUAGAUAUGCAGCUUGAUGUAAGUAAGUACUUAAGUACUUUUUUAUUCCUUUGCUUUGUUGUUCUUCUUGAAUCUUGAUGGAAUUACGUCGUUGCAGAAUCAAUCUUGACGUAAGCCCCUCCGACUGAUUUGGGUUUCAUUUCCUCCAACGACGCUGGGCGCGACGCUUCACGUCGUGCAGAAGUGAGAGUUACUUGAAUUGAUAGAUCGAACUCUCUGUAGUUCAACCAAGGUAGUAUAGUACGACAAGGUAAAAAUCACACCGCGGUAUUGACAACAACAUAUCAAAGUAAUGACAAAUACAUACAACAGCUGCUGGAGCAGAUGUACGGGGGAAAGCCGCCUCCGACUGCCGCGGCGGCGCAGUUUCUCGAGCAGUACCCCGCAAGCAACCAGUGACGCACGAGAAAACUGUUUCACCGUAAGCAGGUCAUGCAGAGGUUGCAACACCAACACAGAAGCAUUUGCCUCUUUAUCGAUGCUAAAUACUUAAGUAGAUUUUGUUUCUGGGACUAGGUUCGGAGUUAUUAUGCAGGACAAACCUGUCGGUGUCGUUGUGUUGUCAUCUAGGUUCUGCAAUAAAAUCUUUACAGUGAAACACUUGUUUCUCGCGACAAGCCGUGGUCUUCAAAAUCGUCCGGCUCUCCCGGAACGAAAGCAGCAAGCGGAACGAAUCCUCCCAGGGCUCCUGCGGGAGCAGGCGUUGCCACUUCUGCAACAGCGCAAAAGCAGCAGAAGAAGAAAAACCAGAACCGAAUUAUCAAUCAGAAUACUAACAAUAACCGCGGGCCAGGGGUAAACAGCAGUAGCACAGCCGCGCAAAGCCAACCGCCGCAGCCGGAGCCUGAGCGCGGGACGGCAGAGUACAAGGCCAUGCUGAAGCAGAAGCUGAACGAAGCAAAACUCCGGUGCAGAAGACAACAGAAGACCGGGAAGAAUAACAACACUACAACAUCAAGUGCGAACACUACCUCCGGAAGCACAACGACGAGCAGCACCACCGCUGCGACGAGUCCACCAACAUCGAAUGUUGCAGCGCAACCGGCUAGAGGAACAGCAAACGUAGCUCAGCAGCAGCCGGUUCUUGGGCCCUCGUCAGGGGUAGCACAGCAACCUGGUACAUCAACUAAGAAUACCGGCGGGAACUACAACAUCACCAGCUCGCAGAGCGCCGCUUCGCCGCCUGCAGCAACAACUCGAACAGCUACAACUUCCCAGCAAGAACAGCAAAUCACUGUUUGCGUGGCCACGACGGGGACAACGAACACGAAAACAACAGCGGUUCCGCGGACAGCGCAGGACAAAACCCAGCAGCAAACCUCAGACCAACCGCCGGAGGCCGCUCCCGCAACUAGUUCCCGCACUGAGUCUUCCGCUGGCACGACCCCAGGAAUGCAAGAAGGGUUGAAGAAAGAACAAGCGCAAGAGCAGCCCGGCGAAGCAGAGGACGCCCCGCUCCCGAGUCAAAGCCAAAAGAAGCACAAGGCCAGCACAAUGUUGGCUGCUCCUGCGAUGGCCGCGGGGCCUUAUCAGCAGCAGUCACUUCUUCGCUCCAUACCUCAGAUGGGAGGAGCUGCGGUGCAAACAAAGCAGAGCGCGUUAUUCGGAGGCCCCACGACCGCGAACCACUUAGCCUCCGCGCAAAACCUGCUGCGCGACACCAUUUCUGGUUGCGACUUUGGCAUCACGAGAAGCGUCUUCUCCGAAAGCGAGCCCGCCUUCUCCCGAGUGUUGCACGUGCGGCCCCCGCUGUUUCCCCGCCCGAGCACGUGCAACAUGCCGUCCCUGCCGUGGUCUGGUUCAACAAGCGGGGAUCUGCUUGCUCCCCCCAAGAACACAGUUCCGCACCUCUCCGCAUCUUCGAGUGGACGGCACGCAGAUGGUCCUGCCGAAUCCGCUUGCAGUGGUGCAAGCAGUGCUUGCUCGUCGACACUUCCAACCUCGUCUGCAGCUGAAAAGAAUCCGGUACCUACUUCAACUUCUUCAUCGAAAGGCCAAAUUCAAAACGCCAACGGAGUUGGAGUUGCUGCUGAAUCAGCGACGUCAUCGCUCGCUCCGUCUUCUCAGUUCGUGCUGAAAUCCGAGCUAUUGACAACGACGGUGACGGAAUUUUUUUCCGCCGAAAAAACAAGCAAUAGUGCGAGUUUGUUCGCGCAGGCAUCGGCGGAGCAGUCCGCUUUAGAAAACUCUGCGCAUGCCGGAUGAGCAACUUUUUUUUAUUGAAGUUGGCACUUCAGCCGACCGCAUUGGGAAAGGCAAUCUUGAUCGUGCUUUUUUUUCUCCGUCUGUACCUACAACAAGAAACAUUUUGGGGAGGGUCAUCGCUACAGUUUUUCUCGAUUUAUUGCUGCUUUACUGGGAUGAUCCAUCGGUGUCCGUCAGGAUCGUUAUCAGAGUUGGUUUAACCUAGUAAAGUAUCUUGAUUGUAUACCGAUGCUAAGUGCGUAGCGUUCGCUCUGCGCUUUUACCAAUUUUUUUUCAGUGUUCAUUUACAUGUUGAUUUACUUCUUUUUCAUUUUGUAGUUGCCGGCCUAGCUGGGGAUGGCACAGGCGACAUAAACAUCUGGCAGUUUUUGCGACGACGCCCGACAAGUUAAAGUUUUGAGUUUCUAUCGUGACCCGCCUCCGCCUGAUGGAGCGUAUUCAAUGAACUGCAAGAAUAAAAUCUUUAUACGGAUGUAAUGAGUCAAGUGGUGCCCCCGGGAGCGGCCAGGUAGUAAAGGCACAUUCACUUUUUUCAUCGCGAAAACGACAUGAAUCUUUUUCGUAGGAAAAUAAACAUGAAACGAAUUGAAUCCAUUGAUAAUUCUCUGCGGGGGUCGUCUGUAGUGUAAACCUCGAGUACUCCUGUUUUUGCUGCGAAAUGUAUUUGUUGUAGCUUUCUUCGUCAGAUGAAACCCUCUUCGAAGCCGUUUGGGUGGUCUUACGCGAAACAAGCUUGUGCUUGUGCUGGGAAAUAGCGACGUAGUUCCACAUGCGCUGAC